Saccostrea cuccullata (small rock oyster) is the source of this 3606-nucleotide messenger RNA. RefSeq names its product sushi domain-containing protein 2-like. Gene Ontology annotation, biological process: cell-matrix adhesion. The record is from RefSeq and is a predicted model, not a curated record. NCBI's taxonomy places the organism in Eukaryota, Metazoa, Mollusca, Bivalvia, Ostreida, Ostreidae.
AAUUGACUUUACAUACUAACAAGGUUAAGUCAAAUGCAUAAUUCAGUAACGCAACACAUUUGAAGAAGUGUUUAAAACAUGUCGUUACUGAUAUUCCUGUUGUGGUCAGUUUGUCUGGCCCACGUGGAGAGUUUGACAAUCUCUGACUUUUAUCCUUUUGGUGAGGACAGGGGUGAUACUACAAUGGUUAAGAAUGAUGACGGAGGUUCUCCCAAUAUUCCAAUUUCCACUAAAUUCCCUUACUUCAAUCAUCAACACGACAAAUUAAUUGUAAGUACAAAUGGUGCUAUUUCAUUCCUGACCCCUGUGUCACAAUAUACCCCGGAUCCCUUUCCGCUGGAUGGGGACCGAAGACUUAUCACUCCCUUCUGGGCAGAUGUGGAUACUAGGAAAGGAGGAAAUGUGCGGUACAGAGAAACUACAAACCUAGAAAUAUUAGAGAGAGCUUCCAAUGAAAUAAAGUCUAAUCUCCCAGCGUUUUACCGUUUUCGCGCUGCUUGGGUUUUCAUAGCUACAUGGGAUAAUGUGGCCUUUUUUGGAUGUUCCUCUACUGGUUGUUUGAAGAGAAAUACCUUUCAAGCUGUACUGAUGACAAAUGGACAACAUUCUUUUACCAUAUUUAAUUACGCAAACAUUGAAUGGACAACUGGAACAGCAAGCAGUGGGAAUGCAGAUACUGGGCUUGGGGGGAAACCUGCACAGGUUGGUUUUAAUGCUGGUGACGGGAAAGUAUAUUAUGUAGUGAACGGCUCACGUACAAAAGACAUUGUCAAUAUAAACAAAAAGUCCAAUGUACGCAUACCAGGAAAGUUUCUAUUCAGAAUAGAUUCAUCGGAAAUAGGUGGAGGAGGGUGUAAUACAAAAGGCAAUGUCAUCAUAACGCCACGAAGUGGUCCAAUGCUCGGUGGUCAACACCUGACAUUCAGUGGACCAUGUCUAGAAGAAUACACUUCAUUCAAAAUCAAGUUCUCCAACACUAGAUAUACAUUAAUAUGUGAAAUGGACUCACCCUACAGCUUUUAUUGCAUUACACCUCGGUUUAACAGCACUGGUGAUAUCCAAGUAGAUAUCAUAUUGGCUAGUGAAAACAAAACCGAUAUGUUUAUUGGAAACUACACUGUUUUGAAUCCUGCUUUCAGCAAAGUCCUUGUAAAUCGCCAUAACGGAAGCAGCUGGGAAAAUGGUGAACAUAUUAUUUCGUGGAAUGGUAACGUGAAAGAACUUCAAAACAGUAGCACAGUAGAUAUCUACGUUUACUCCAUCAAGGAGGAAAAUGGUGAGAUUAAAUUAAAUCCUUUUAUUGCAAAGACGAAUAUAUUGAACUCAAUCGGUUGGACGACUUUUAGUUUAAAGAUGACUGAGCAGGUUGCCAUUCUACGGGUAACAUCACGUGUGCAGACUGCAUAUAUAAUGCCACAGAGAGGAAUAUGGUCUGACAUGUUCCCAGUCACGCCAUCCAGAACUUACGCUAGCCUUUUUUGUAAAGACUGGAUAAAAAAAGAAGGUUCGUCUCCAAAGUUGAGUGUUGCAGAACCUUGUCCGUGUACUCUCCAACAAGCGCUGUUAGACAUUGUAAAGUACCAGCCUGAUCCUGACUGCAACAUGCUCCACGUGGAAUCAGAGGGGCGGGGCAACUGUCGUUAUAGGCGUGAUGCACAGCAUUGUGUGAGGCUGACAAUACCAAGUGAAGAUGGUACCGAUAAUGUUUGCUGUUUCAAUGAACAUGGAAUCUUAAUAGACUCAAGAUCCCACGAAGGUGGUACACAACAGCGGUAUCACUACCGAGGUGACGACCAUGGGAAUAUACCAUACGUGACAAACUUUUGCAAGGACGUUGUCCCGUUUCUGCAUUGCUGUCGUUUUUCACAGACGUCCGCGAAUGAAAUUAGCAACGAGAAAGAAACAUACAGUCUCUGUCAGGACUUCCUGGCAUUACGGAGAUACAGUUCCUGUGAAAAUUACGACCCUCCUAGACCAGCUAGAACUAGUGGUGACCCUCAUAUCACUACACUAGACGGGCUUAGUUAUACGUUUAAUGGAGCCGGAGAGUUCGUGUACAUAUACACAGAGGAUGAUCUAUUUAAAAGCCAAAUCCGUUUCGAACAGUUCCGAAAAGACGAUGGGUCGCUUGUAAAGGCAACAGUAGCGACAGCCUUAGCGAUGGAGUAUGCUAAUAGCUCUGAUUGCAUAGAAAUUAGACUCAACUCAAUAAGAACAGCUGAUGUCCUCAGAAAUGGAGAACUGCUUGAUUUCCAAGACUCCAGAUGGAUAAACGUGAAAGGUGUAACCAUUAUAUUACUCCCCACUAAAGGGAAUAACACGGACAAGUCAUUUAUGAUCGUGUUUCAAGAGAUCAAAAUUGCAUUCAGCAUUGAAGCCUCGAAAGAUAUCUUAAACGUCAUGCCAGUUGUUCAGGGAAAGGAUCUUAAUGGAACACUGAAAGGAUUACUGGGAAAUUAUGAUGGCAGUCCUUCUAAUGACCUACUUUUUUCAACACAUCAACAAUUGCUGCAAAAUGAAACUGACGAUUCGUUGAUUUUUAAAUUUGGGAUGUCAUGGGCCAUCAAUGAGUCCGAGUCCCUGUUCACAUAUGAACCUGGUAAGAGUUUUGUUGACUAUCGUCAGCCAUCAUUCCUUCCUGUGUUUGAGUCCUCCGUGUCGGUUACAGAGGAAGUGAUGGCGGUGUGUGGAGAAGAUAAAGAUUGUAUCUUUGAUUUCUCUGUCACGGGAUCACGUGACGUAGCGGAGCAAUCCCGAGCAUUCCAGAAACAGUUUCAGGAAUCUCAACAGGCAGCUGUAAUAGUGUUGACAUGCGAUGAUUUGCCAACAAUUCCUGGUGGAGUCUGGGAAACAACCAAUGGGAAUCUCGAAAACUCGUCUGCAUUUUUUGUUUGUAGAGAUGGAUAUACGAUCUCAGAUAGCAUAAGUAAUGUUACAUGCUUGAAUGGGCGUUGGAAACGAUAUGAGAACGUUUCUUGUCAACUGAACAGUCUUCAAACCACUUCGCCUGGUCUCCAGCCUGGCACAGAUAUCCUAAUGUCUCAGAAUGCUAAUUUACCUGCCUACAUAGGAGUCGGGGUUGGAAUUUUCCUACUCACCACAUUUAUCAUAGUUUUUAUCCUAUAUCAAAGGAAUAAAGCAAGGCGCGGUCAGUGGAAAAUCUUUUCUAAUGAAAAUCCCGUGGCUUUCACCAAAAGUGACGAUACGGUGCAAAACAGUGCUGUAGUAACUCAGCUACCAAUGGAACAGAACAAAGAGAAAUAUUAACAUUUAUUGUUAAUUUCUUUUGAAUUGACUAGCCUGAUUUAUACUUGUGUAUGCAAAAAUAUCACUUGAAAUAUCACUUGCUACCAUUGAAAAUUAUUCAUGUGCAUGUGAGGCAUCUGCAUUAUGUUUAGCUGUUUUACAGUGUACCUUAGCAUGCUCUGGUCUUGAUCUGUGAUCGUGUAUUUGAUCUCGAUGUACUACGGAUAUCUGUAUGACUUAACAGACUUGUAGGGAAACUGAGAAUUCAAUUGAACCUAUUUUUAAUCAGUUACUAGUAUACCUAUCUUUAAUUCUUCGUCUUCAGUUCAAGCUAAAUGUGCCCGAUGAUCUUCAAAUCAA